Molecule: messenger RNA, 563 nt
Organism: Cladocopium goreaui
Lineage: Eukaryota; Dinophyceae; Suessiales; Symbiodiniaceae
Source: the annotation of a GenBank genome assembly
UCCGCACUGCGCCAAGGAUCUGUCCGAAAGCCGCUUACGACAGUUGCCUGGUGGGGCAUUCUUCCACCGCAGCUGCGGGUGCUGAACCUUGAGUUUAACGAACUUGAGGAGUUACCAGAAGAUUUCUUCAAAGGUUUGGAGAAACUGAAAGUCUUGUGGCUCACUGGAAAUCACUACCAACCAGGGGAGAAAGGUUACAAGAAGAUGAAGGCGGCUGGAAAUCGUUUGCAGCUGUUGCAUCCCAAGCAGUUUGAGGGCUUGGCCAACCUACAGGUGUUGCUUCUGCAUCACAACAGAUUGGAGACACUUCCCCAGAAGGUCUUUGAGGGUCUGAGGAAACUUCGUGUGAUGAAACUGCUGGACAACCAGUUCCAGCCAGCCUUAACCAGGAAACAUCCAGCCUUCAGCAAGCUCGGCAAAGUGCUACGGCAACUGGACCUUGAUGAGGACUCUGGUGAUGCUUUAGAAGACUUCUGAGAAAGCACAUCGACCUAUUUGUCUGAUGACUUCAGCGACGGCCCACUGCCAGAAAGGACCGACGAAGACGAAGAACUCUGAGAAAA